Megalobrama amblycephala (Wuchang bream) is the source of this 3455-nucleotide messenger RNA. RefSeq names its product putative leucine-rich repeat-containing protein DDB_G0290503. NCBI's taxonomy places the organism in Eukaryota, Metazoa, Chordata, Actinopteri, Cypriniformes, Xenocyprididae. The record is from RefSeq and is a predicted model, not a curated record.
CCUCAAUUUUCGCUGGACGAAUAAUUGAUGAAGUGUUAAAUAUUAAUCCUGAAUCAUUUACAGUGAAUCAUUUACAGUUGAUUCAAUUCUUAUUCCCUGUAACAAUUAAAUUGAGCUAAUAAAUAGAUUAAGUCCUUACAUAAUGGUGGAGAAUGAUUCGUGCAGUUUAAUCUAAUUUGUACACAAAACAAGUAACUUGUGUGAUUGUAUCUUUUCUUGAUCCGGAAGAUAGAUUAGAAACAGAAACGAGCUUUUUGAUUGUCAUAACAAUGAUUGCACAUAAGGCGCUGUGGAUGAAUGAAAUCUGAACUCGAGUUGUUUGUCUGUACGUUUUUUUUGUUGUUGUUGUUGCUGUUAAAACUGCAGUAAAUGAAUCUAAGAUUGUCUGCCAAGACAAAAGGAAAGUCGCCUGAGAGCGCACCAGGACAGAGUGAGCGUGUUCCUUGCUUUGUUCUUUAAGGCCUUAGCUAUAGUGGAUAAUAUUGCGUGUUCCAAUGUUAUUUCAACUAAGCUAAAAUCCCUGCAUGGUCACAUUAGAGAGUAGCUACCUAAUGUGCCGCCUAUAUCCGCUCAUUCGUGAGAUGAGACAUUAAUACUCUAAACACUAUAUGUGUCUGAGUUUGAUUUGAAUGGGAUUAUUUUGAAAAUUCUUGAUCAAGUAUUGUUGCAGUAAAUCCUGCAUGUUGUUGCGUGUCCAGAAACUGACACGAACGAUUCAGAUCGCCGAGAUCUCAGUAAUGUUACUAUUAUUAAUUGCAGAAAAAUCUGUGGAUUAAUGUGCCUCACUCUAACGUGUGGGGGUUGUUCAGCUCGGAAACAUGAGAAGCUGAAUGGUUCAUUGUCAUUGAGAACUGCGCCGUCAGUUCAAUGAUUAAUGUGAUUUUUGUAUGUUCGUUAUCUGUGUGCAAAGAGUAUAGAACAAGCGUACUCUUUUGUUGUGCGUCACGGUCACCACGACAGUGACAGCUGUAACCCGGAAGCCCUAAGAAACCUUUCCCGGGGUAACCUUUAAGUGCGCAUGCGCAGUCUGCCAGCGCCAUAUUUAACUGUGUGUAAACAAAGCUUAGCACAAGCUGAGCUAGCUAAAUCUAGCACGGUUGCAUUACAGUCUAUGUAAAGCUAGUAGCAUUGCUAAAGGGCUAGUGGCUAGCAUAGCAUUUUGUGGUCUGAAUGCAAUGUUGCAAUGUUGGAAUGACUUUCUUACUGAACCUUAAUUCACUCUAGUGCUUUCACCUCCCUCUCUGUCUAACUUACACAUCUUAUCUUUUCUCAUCUCCUCCCAUUUGAGAGAACGUGACAAAUGUUAAAUUUAAUAAACCUGGUUUUUAAUAUCAUUUGUUUGAGAGUUCUCUCUCCUAAAUUUACUCUUGUCAGUUAAACACUGUUUUGUUUUAGUAGCAAUCGUCCUAAUUACUUUUAAUGACAUUUUAUGUUAUUUGUAAUUGCUCUUAUUGAAUGACAUCUGGGAAUAUGAAUUUUUGAUUGGAAACUUUAAUUCGAUUUCAAUUUUAAUUGAAAAUCAAGUUCAUAAUCAAUUUCAGUUUAGCUUUCAUAUGGUAUGGAUAUUUGUGGAUUAAUUUAAUGGUAGUUGCUUACAAACAUCUGGCAAUUUUAAUCAUUAACUAAUCAUUAUUGCUUUGAAAUUUUAAUUUCAUUAGUCAUUAAUUAGGAUUUGGGCUUCCCUAAUUCAGAUGAUACUUGAUUAAUUAAUUUGAUUAUAAUUGCUCUCAAUGUUUAAUGCUGAACCCAUUACAAUUUUAAUUCACAACUUCCAAAUUUGAAUUCAAAAUUUCAUUUAAAAUAAAGUUUAGUCUCAGACUUUCACUCCCUUAGUCUUUGAUUUAAUUCAUUUAUUUAAGGAAAAUUUUUGGGGUCCUCCUCAAUACUUGGGUCAGUUGACUUCUCCUGCUAGCGCAGUAAGCCAACCCCCUAGGCGUAGCGACUCCCUAGCGCCACCACUCUGUCAACCCUGUAAUUUUUCCAAAUUUUGGGAGCAAAACUUCACUCUCUUUCUUCUUCUCUCUCUCUCUCUCUCUCUCUCUCUCUCUCUCUCUCUCUCUCAGCUGUCCUCUUCUGGUUUGACUACUUCUGCUGGUUUUUGGAUUUGUACCUGUGAAAGUCAUAAAAGCAGAGUGUUUGAGAAAUAUUUAACAAAUAUUUGGGAAACGGAACACUUCUUUUAAAAUAGUAUGACACUCACUUUACCUUCCCUCCUCAUCCUGUUAUCCUACCCAGCCUAGGCUCGAGCAGGUCAACAAGGAGACUGUUAGGCGUCCAUAAACCCAGAGCACGCGUCUAGAAACGCUUUAAGUGGUGCAUGGUUGUCAAUCCUAUAGCUGAGAAACCAAUACUGUCAUUGUUAUUGUUUUUCUUUCGCCCCGAAGGGAAUUUUAAUAACAAUCACAGUCCUGGUACUUUGAAAUCCUUUUCAAAACCCCUGUCUAGAACCAUCCUUCUAAAAUUAAAUUUUACAAAACUCAUUCUGCAAACAGUGUUAAAGACAAAACUUCAUUUUAUAGGGAAACUGGAAGCACCCCAUUAUUAUUCUGCUUUUUGCUAAAUGCUAUUCUGUUUGUUUCGUGCUCUUCUUUUCUUCUGCUGUUCUCUAGCUGUGCUAUCUGUGUGUGCUUACUGAUUCUUUUCGCAGAGACUCCGAGUUAGAAGCACAUCCACGAGAGGACCACAGUUGAGAACCAGUCUUACCUGCACAUUUACACACUCAUUACUCAUUCCCAUUAACUCACAGUUGACAUUGCACACUUACACCUUUGAUUUGCCCUGCUUGUUUGUUUUGUUUUGGUUGUGUUUUGUUUUGUUCUUUCCUUCAAGGUCUGUGUCAGUUUCGGGUUUAGAUCUCCCUCGCGGUGCCAAACAUGUCUCGCACAACAGACCCUGCUGGACACUGGAAGGAUCUGGAGACCUGGCUAAGUGUUGUAACAGACAGCCUCCUACCUAAGGCCGCUGAAACACUAAAGCAUCAGACACAGGACCAGCUGGAUGACAACAUAGCAAGCCUCAUGAAACAGGACCCAAGCCAGAGCUACAGUCACAAAGAACUAGCCAAGAUCACCGGCUCCUUAAGCCACACACUCAUCGCCACCCUCAAACUGAGCGACAGGCAAGCCGCCCAUCGCCAGCAGGAGCUGACACAUGCACAACGACGCAUCGAACAGCUGGAGCUGGGGGCUCAGGAACGACGAGAAGGGCCUGAUGAAGUGGAACAAGGCGCCAAAGAGGAGAUCAACAGGCUAAAAGAGACCCUAGCAGCUACUACGCAAGAAAUGGAACGAGGCAGAGCAGACUACGCUGACCUCUCCGACAAGCUACAGUACGCAGAACAGCUACUGGAAAAAGCAAAGGCUGACUUCAGAGACAAGAACAGCCGAAUUAAAGCUCUCGAAACUCACCUGAAUGAGUCAAGAAAUGAGGUCAGCCGCCUAACAACAACAGCUUGA